Messenger RNA from Drosophila innubila, 1313 nucleotides. RefSeq lists its product as uncharacterized. Bases 330 to 1127 code for a protein of 265 amino acids. NCBI's taxonomy places the organism in Eukaryota, Metazoa, Arthropoda, Insecta, Diptera, Drosophilidae. The record is from RefSeq and is a predicted model, not a curated record. The transcript has 2 exons.
GCUGAGGUAAAUUUCAAUUGAUUUCAGUCAUACAUUCAGUUUUCUGUCUAGUCUCACACAUCAUGUUUGUUGUUUGUUAGGAAUCCUUUUAUUUUGUUGUUUUCUUAUCAAAAUUUAUCGUUUACGUUUCAACACUCCUCCGGCAAAAGACAACCAAAAUUCAAUGUUUAGCUAACCAAAAAAAAAGAAGCAACUAAGAAGCUCGCUCUUGCAGUGCAGUGUGUACGAAGGUGACUUUGCGUGAAUUAUGUAACAGCAGCAAGUACGAAACAAAAGGGACAGCGCACGACUUUAGCAACCGUUUCGAGCGCAGUACCCCCGAUUCAAGGAUGGCCAUACAUGAGCAGAUCGACAACCUGAACAUCUGGUGGUUCCCACGCGACUUUUGUCAGUCACGUUUUGGCGAAUACCAACAGAGUGGAACCAAUUCCUGUACUCUGAUCUCAUUGAUACUCGCCGAUAAGGUAGCCAAGGCGGAGAGGUUCUAUCAUCGGGUGGCAGAGUUGCCACCACGCGGCUGGGAACUAUUUGGCAAUGCUAUGAACGAUGGCAAUAAUGUCUAUCAUAAUGUCAUCACAGCACAUACGCCGUUGGCUAGAAAUCUGAAUUUAAAUAUACCAGAUGCAAUAUCGGCGAUACGUUCACAGCACAAGAUGAACUUUCGGCUGGAGGAGUGGUUCUACACCCAUAUGGAGGCCGAUCCCAGUAAUCCCAUGUACAAUCGCAACGUUGCCAUGCAGCUCUCUCGAAUCUUUCAGAUAACAUUGCAGGUCUUUCAGCAGGCGGGUACGACAAGUGGGCGGGAUAUGACGUCGCAUCUAUUUGCGGCCAUCAUUGCGGACAGUCGCACGGUAAUGAUGACCUUUGACUUUCGUGCCUCAAUUGUUGCCCUCUUCGAUUCCCAUCAACAUGGCCGAGAUGCCGGCGCCGUAUUUGCCCAAUGCACCAUACAGAAUAUGGAUGAUUUACUCUUUUGGUUUAUCAGCAUGCUCCACAAUGUCUACUCAAGUCGUCCGGCCCUAUUUGAGAUAUCGUUCCUUAGCUCACAGCCGGGCGUGGCUAAGCGAAUACCGCCUGCGAUCAAAAAAGUUGCGAAUGAUAUCAAAAAGUCACACAAGUUACAUUAGUUAAGCCAAACAUAAUACCGAUCCUGAAUACCAUCAGCAGGCACUUCAUAGAUAAUGAGUUUUCCAAUUUAGUAUUUAACAAUCUAUUGGGUAACAAAGUUAAAAGUUGAAAGGCGCGAAGCAAAUACAAACAACCAAAUUCAAAAAGUCCAAACUAAUAAAUACUUAAUAGCAAACUAGACCGAA